AUGAGCCUGAAUAGAGGACAAGAUGAAGACAAAUCUUCAAAAAUCAAGGAAAUAUAUCGAUACAAUGAAAUGUCUAAUAAGGUUCUGAAGGCUGACAAGAAUUUACAAUCUGUGCAGUCUGAUCCUCUGAGGGAUGCCGAGUUAUCCCAUCCAAAGUCAAUGAAGAAUAUGAUAUCAUAUAAAGAUAUGGGAAGUAAUGUGAGACAAGAUCUCAAUAUUAAUGAAAGAGAAACCGCAGAAAGAGAAGUUAGUAAAGCUGCAAUGGCAAAUAAUAAGGAGGAUAACAAACAUAGAAUGGACUUAUAUGCUUCUAAUAAUACCACACUCUUAAUGAAUAGUAACCAAACCAAUUUGGUAUAUCAUCCUUCUUCAAAAGAGAAUACCCUAAUAUAUAGAAGUGUUUUAGAAGGUGUUAUGAGUAUACUAGGAGAUGAUAUGCCCCAUGAUGUAAUAUUGGGAACGGCUGACAUAAUAAUAACAACACUUAAGAAAGAUGAAGAAAAUUCCGAUGGUUUGAUUGAUAAGAAAAGAUUGAGCAUAAUAUCUGACUUGGGUAUUGAAAUAAGUAAAGAUCAAUUUACAGAGCUAUAUAAAUCUGUGAAAUCUAUAACCGACUUCCAUUCAGUCAAACCCUCCAAUGACACAAAUAAAGUUGUUACAAUAUUAGCAAACAGUGACGAUGAAGAUAAUGAGGAAGAACUGAAUGUACUUGAGCAAGAGGUUAACAUGGAAGAGAAUGAAACAUAUGAGAUAAACGCUAUCGAAGAUAAAAAUCAUGUAUCUGUACCACAAAUAGACACUGCUGAUGUCUUGACAAUCGCUAAAACCCAUAAAUCAUUUUUAUCAAUUGCGAAUAUAAAUGAUGGGUUCUUGAAUACUAUAUUGGGAAAUUCUUCCAACUCAGUUAGCAUGAAACUACUUGAAAUAUUAUCCAAUUAUCAACAUGACGACGAGAAAAUUAAACAGAAUUUAACAAAAACCUUUUCAAACGCAAACGAUGCAAUGAUGGAUGAUAUAAUAACCAAUAGAUCGACCAUAUAUUGGGGUUUGAAGUUAAAUAUGAGUAAUGCACAAGGAAUUUCAAAAAUACUUCACGAAAUGAGGGAGAAAGGUUUGAAUAAUCUUGUGCAAGAAUACGAAAUAAAUAUGCUAGAAAAUGGAAAAAGAGUUCGAGAUGAUGCAACAGCUGAGGAAGAUAGCGCACACUUGACUAAUUCUAAAAAACAUAAAUCUACACAACGAAAUGAAAUAGCACUUCUAGAUCUAAACACUAUUAAAUUUGAUCAAGGUUCGGAAUUGAUGACAAAUAGCAAGGUCAAAUUACCGGAAGGUUCGUUUAAAAGAAUGAAACCCGAGUACGAUGAGAUCCACAUACCCCCACCUGCAAAAGCUGAAAUAGAUUAUGAUUUAGUUCCAAUAACAGCUUUACCAAACUGGGCAAGGAAGGCCUUCCCAUCAGGAGAAACCGAAUCAUUAAAUGCUGUACAAUCCAAAGUGUUUCCAGUAGCCUUUGAAAGUGAUCACAAUAUACUUCUGUGUGCACCAACAGGUGCCGGUAAAACAAAUGUGGCCAUGCUAACAGUUUUAAGAACAUUAACCAAAUAUUAUAACGAGGCUACCAACACUUUUAAGGUCAACAAAUUCAAAAUAGUAUAUAUCGCCCCCUUGAAGGCAUUAGUACAAGAACAAGUAAGAGAAUUUCGGAGAAGGCUAUCUCCAUAUAGCAUUAAGGUUUCAGAAUUAACUGGUGACUCAAGAUUAACUAGACAGGAGAUAGAAAAUACUCAGAUUCUCGUGGCUACACCUGAGAAGUGGGAUAUUGUAACAAGAAAAGCAAGCGACAAUUGGUAUACAGAUUCCGUAAAACUACUAAUUAUAGACGAAAUACACUUAUUGCAUGACGAGAGAGGACCGGUUCUUGAAUCAAUCGUUGCAAGAACACUACGAUCCAAUGAUUAUGUAGAUAAACCAAGAAUCAUCGGUCUUUCCGCAACUUUACCAAAUUACACAGACGUUGCUACUUUCUUAAGAGUACCUAAAGAAGGAAUUUUCUAUUUCGAUGCCUCCUAUAGACCAUGUCCAUUGUCACAACAGUUUUGUGGGAUUAAGGUGGAAAAUUCUCUAAAGAAAAUAAAUGCUACCAAUUUUGCAUGUUAUGAGAAAGUUGUUGAGUCACUUCAAGAGGGUAAUCAAGUAAUUAUAUUCGUUCAUUCCAGAAAGGAAACAGGCAGAACCGGUGAAUAUUUAAGAAAAAAGUUUAUUGAAUCAGAGACCACCGAGAAACUAAUCAGUAAUGAAGCAGGUUCAAAAGAAAUUCUAAAUUCUGAAUCAUCAAAUAUUGUUAACUCUGACUUAAAGAAGUUAGUUACUUAUGGUAUAGGUAUCCAUCAUGCGGGUUUAUCGAGGGAAGAUAGAUCUACGUCCGAAGAUAUGUUUGCCGAUGGUCUAUUAAAAGUCCUAGUUUCUACUGCUACCUUAGCAUGGGGUGUUAAUCUACCUGCUCAUACUGUAAUCAUAAAGGGAACUGAUGUAUAUUCACCAGAACAAGGUAAUUGGAUCCGGUUAUCACCUCAAGAUAUUUUGCAAAUGUUAGGUAGAGCAGGUAGACCAAGGUAUGACACUCAUGGGGACGGUAUUAUUAUCACCAACCAAUCCGAUAUCCAAUACUAUCUUGCAGUAUUAAAUCAACAGUUGCCGAUUGAAUCACAGUUAAUCUCGAAAGUAGUAGAUAAUCUGAAUGCCGAAGUAGUUGCAGGUAAUGUAAAAUCAUUGCCCGAAGCAGUGGAUUGGUUAAGGUAUACCUAUUUUUAUGUGCGAAUUCUCAUGUCUCCAGAGCUUUAUAAGGUACCCCAGGUUGCAGGUGAUGAAACAUUAGAGCAGUUCAGAAGACAAUUGAUGCAUACUGUAUUCUCAAUAUUAGCACAGCAAAAUCUUCUUAUAUACAACGAAGAUACAGGUGCAGUAAAAUCUACCGAACUGGGUAAAAUUUCUUCGUACUUUUACAUCAAAUAUGAGUCCAUGCAUAUGUAUAAUCAGGAAUUGUCUGAGAACAUUUCUCUUAUGGAUAUAUUUAGAAUUUUCACGCUAUCUGAUGAAUUUAAGUACUUUUCAAUUAGGCCAGAGGAGGUUGGAGAAAUACAUGACUUGUAUUCCAGAGUACCGAUUCCUAUAAAAAGUGAUAUUGAGGAAGCCUCUACUAAGGUGAAUGUUCUACUCCAGGCAUAUAUUUCCAAUCUAAAACUAGAAGGGUUCGCACUCCAAGCGGACAUGGUUUUUAUCCAGCAGAGUGCAGGAAGAAUUAUAAGGGCAAUGUAUGAGCUGUGCUUAAAAAAAGGGUGGUCAACCCCUACAAAAAUAUUACUAACUCUAAGUAAAUGCAUUAGUAGAAGAAUGUGGAAUACAAACUCACCUCUAAGGCAAUUUAAUCGUUGUCCAACCGAAGUUAUUAAGAAAACGGAAUCUUCAAAUCUACAAUGGAAAGAAUAUUUAUCAUUGAAAUCACCUUCACAGGUUGGAUAUUCAAUUAGGAUCGAGAAAUACGGGAAAUUAAUAUACGACUUAGUCCAGAGGUUUCCGAAAGUUAAAAUGGACUGUGUUGUGCAGCCAAUAACACCAAGUUUACUCAAUUUUCAAGUAGAGGUGACACCUGAAUGGAUUUGGGAUGAUAAAAUUCAUGGAUCGGCCGAAUCUUUUCUCAUAUUAGUUGAAGACUUAGCUGGCUCAGAAAUUUUACAUUCCGAAACUUUAAUGAUCAGACCUGAUGCUAUUGGCAAAGAGAUAAUGUUAGAUUUUUGCAUACAACUAUCAUCAACUCAACAGAAGCGAAUGCCUCCAAACAUAUUUGUCUCAAUUGUAUCAGAGAAAUGGUUACAAUGUGAAGAUCAGGUAGCAGUUCGUCUCGAUAAUGUUAUAUUGCCCAAAAAAUUUCCUGCGAUAACUAAACUAGAAGACAUUGAGUUAAUUGAGACUUCGUCAUUGAACGAAACCUUCGGUCCUAUUUUCGAUUUUGACAAAUUUAAUUUGAUACAAUCAAAUGUUUUCGAACCAUUAUAUAACAGUAAUGAAAAUAUAUUCAUUGGAUGCUCAAAGGGAUCCGGUAAAACAGUACUGGCUGAAUUGGCAAUCUUGAAUCAUUGGAGGCAAAAUGGUGGAAGAGUGAUUUACCUGACACCGUCACGAACCAAGAUUCAGAGGCUAAAAAAAUAUUGGUCGAAGAAAUUUAUAGAUAUUGCAGAUGGGAAGGUAAUCAGUGAACUAACAGAUAACUUGUUAGAAAAUAAUCGUAUUCUUGGUCAAAGUCAUCUUACACUGGCAACGCCAAAUCAGUUUGAUUUGUUGUCACGUAAAUGGAGACAGAGGAAGAACGUCCAAAGGAUCGAUCUUAUGAUUUUUGAUGACGUCCAUGAAAUGAGUAGUGGCAUUAGAGGUUCAACAUACGAAAUAUUAGUAUCUAGGAUGAUGUUCAUUGCCUUCCAAUUAGAAAAGGAACAAAGAAUCGUUGCAUUAUCAUCUCCGAUUGCAAAUAGUAGGGAUUUUUCAGAAUGGAUGGGAAUAGAGAAAAACAAUAUAUUCAAUUUCUCUAUUCUAGAAAGGAACGAACCCGUAACAAUACAUUUAGAGGUGGAAGAAGAAUUGUCUAAUGACAGUAGCCCCAGAAAUAUAGUGCAUAAAAUUUUUGACCUUUCCCUCGAGGAUAAUUGCAUUCCAAUCAUUUAUCUACCAAAUAGGAGAACGUGCAUCAAUGUUGCAUCUUAUUUGGCCUCAACAGCAAAUAGAAGAAAUAUUGAUCUCCAAAAGAUGGAUGAAGAACAAAUGAAGGAAUAUGUGGAAAAGAUAAAAGAUAAACAACUUGCAAUUUCUCUUGGGAAAGGUGUCGGAUUUAUAUACUCAAACAUGGAUAAAAGAGAUCGCAAUGUGACCGAAAAACUUCUAAACUCUGGUGCUCUUUCAUUCUUACUGGUGACUAAAGAUUGCUGUCGGGAUACCCUAAAAUCCAAUUUGAUUAUCGUUUGCGGUACCGAAUCAUAUAACAUAAGAGAUCAUCAUUCAAAUAAUUAUACCGCAAAUGAAGUUUUGGAAAUGAUAGGUAACACUAAAGCUAAAGAAGUUGGUAAUGCUAAAGUUAUCAUUUAUACUACCUCAUCAAGAAAAUAUUAUUACAAGAAAUUUUUACAGGAACCAUUACCAUCUGAGAGUUUCCUAUAUUUUAAUUUUCAUGAUAUAUUAAUUAAUGGCAUUAGCAAUUCGAUUAUCAAAACUAAGCAAGAUUGUGUGGAUUGGUUAACGUACACAUAUUUUUAUAGAAGAAUUCACGCUAAUCCAACAUUUUACGGAGUUAAAAAUUCGACAGAAUAUGGGAUAUCUGCCUAUCUAACUGAGCUAGUUGAAUCUACUCUAAAUGAUCUAUCACAACUCUCGUUAAUAGACUUAAAUGAAUCACCAUCUGAUAAGGAACAAAAGGCCAAUUAUGAAGAUAACGUCGAAGACUCAGAUGAGUCAAUAGCCCCAUUGAAUGGGUGUUUAAUUAGCGCUCAUAAUAACGUAACUUUUGUUACUAUGCAUUCUUUCAUCACGAACGUUACAAGAAGUGCCACAUUGGGUCAAUUGUUGGAGAUAUUGUCAACAGCUAACGAAUUUGAAAAUAUUCCGCUUAGAAUUGAAGAUUAUACAAAGCUUAUGAAAUUGCAAGGAUUACUUCCAAUCAAAUUUAAGGGUUCUACAGAAUCAGAUAGUACAAGUUUUAAAGUAUUUAUAUUACUUCAAGCUUAUUUCUCAAGAAUUGAAUUGCCAUUCGAUCUGAAGUUAGAUUUGAAUCUUAUAUUAGGUGAGGUAACUCCAUUAGUCAAUGCUUUUGCGGAUAUACUUGCUGGAAAUGGUUUCUUGAAUGCCACCACAGUAAUGGAUAUAUCACAAAUGUUGUCACAGGCUGUAUGGGAUGUAGAUAACCCAUUAAGACAAAUCCCAUACUUCAGUGAAAGUAUUUUAGAAAAGUGUAAGGAUAAAAAUGUUGAAACCGUGUACGACAUAAUGGCUCUAGAGGAUGAAGAACGUGAUGACAUUUUAACAAUGGACAUGGACAAGGUGAUGAUGGUCGCUGAUUUUAUUAAUAAGUAUCCAAAUAUUGAAAUGAAAUAUUCAAUGGACAACAUUCAAAACAUCGUCGCAAACGAAUUAAAUAAACUAACAGUAACAAUUAUGAGAGAUGAUGAACCUGAAUCGCUAUCUGUAGUCUCUGAAAAUUUUCCUGUCGAGAAAAAAGAAGGUUGGUGGAUUGUAGUAGGCGAUGUAUCAAAAAGGGAACUUUAUGCAAUGAAGAAGGUAUCUUUAAAGGAGGAACAUAACGAAUAUCAGAUCGAAUUCAUAUUACCAAAUCCAGGUGAUCGUUCUAUCACAUUAUGGUGCAUUUGCGAUUCAUACAUGGAUACCGAUAAAGAAGUCACAUUCAAUGUUACAGUUAAAUAG
This is a messenger RNA of Maudiozyma barnettii, 6462 nucleotides long. RefSeq names its product ATP-dependent RNA helicase BRR2 (gene BRR2). The record is from RefSeq and is a predicted model, not a curated record. Gene Ontology annotation, cellular component: nucleus. Bases 1 to 6462 code for a protein of 2153 amino acids. Gene Ontology annotation, molecular function: ATP hydrolysis activity; ATP binding; nucleic acid binding. Lineage: Eukaryota; Fungi; Ascomycota; Saccharomycetes; Saccharomycetales; Saccharomycetaceae. The transcript has a single exon.